Molecule: messenger RNA, 843 nt
Organism: Fusarium oxysporum Fo47
Lineage: Eukaryota; Fungi; Ascomycota; Sordariomycetes; Hypocreales; Nectriaceae
Exons: 2
Coding region: 1-843 (280 amino acids)
Source: RefSeq, a predicted model, not a curated record
AUGUCAUCCGAGGUUAUCAGAGCGACUCUUGCGCAAUGGAAUUUCUCUAUAGCUUCACAAGGUCUUCGCCGUCGCGAAUCGGUUGUGUCUCCUCUAGAUCAACACCUUCCCAAGGUCUCAAGGAAACCAUCUCUUCGAAGAGAGUCCUCAUCUCAACCGAUGGAGACUGAUGAUCCAGCAGACGAUUACUUCCCGCGCUUCAAUUCUUCCAUAGUGAACUCAUUCUUGAGAUCUGGUACACAUUGGCCGUCUCCUAUGUCUACAAAUAAAGAUGAAGAGACUCUCAACGUCACUCGUGAAACAAUUCCAGGUCAUAAUCUUCUUCCUUUUCCGGACACUCAGGCUGCAUCUGAUCUAGAAAUUCUCAACUUCUACGUUGAAGAGCCGGACACAGUCUACCUCGAAGUCAGGUUUCCCACUAUGCAACCCAUCAUACUGAGAGAGGAGAACGUACAGAAGAUCAACGAGCCAGCUGUCAUUGAUUUCUGGCGGCUCUCUGGAAGUCGAGAGUAUGCUACUGGCAUAGGAAAGCGUCACGUAUUUUGUGUUCUAGGCUAUCGCGUUUUCUACCUUCCGAACGGUGGUGAACGAGAGGAAUAUUGGAUUCAUUGGACUAGAUACAGCGCUUCUGAAGCCUCGUGGGUUGAAGCCGACUUCGUCCGACGUGCUGCGCCUGAGAUGGUCCGGACGUUCAACUCUGAGCGCCGGCUUUCUUGCUAUAGAGGUUCCCUUGGAGAGAUGUUCACCACCAAGACUGCACCGCGCUGUUCUGAGAUGGCCAAGGGGGUGAGUUGUAAUGGUUGUAUACGCUGUGGAGGCGGAUGCAAACGUGGCCAUGUUUAA